ACUAAUGAUUAUUUGUAGGUGGAGAUAUCCAAACUUCGAACAAGAAAACAAAUGUUGCUAAUAAUAACCCAAUGACAAUGACUUUAAAAAUAAAACCCAUGUCAUCCAUAGUCAAAGGGCGAUAUUGAGUAGGGUCACGAGGCCUAGGUUUAAAGAUUACUUUUUCAAUAAAGCAAUUAUUGAUCCCACUUUCAAAGAGCGUUAAUAACAAUCUUUUAACCCUGGGAAAAAUUGGCCAAUUGCCGCGCGCGUAGUACGAAUGAAACAGCCCUGGAAUCAGAGUUUUUUUGGGCAUAUGGCAGUGGGCAUAUCCAACAAGCGCAGUGUAGCCGAGGUACAACUCUUCCUCGACAACUUCCUCGAUCCAGAGGGUGGUAAACACAGUCAUGUUCAAUUUCUUCAUUUCGGAAAGAGUCUCAAGAUUACGGAGGCUUUUUUCAGCGGUGAAGAUCUUCGCUAA
Cotesia congregata is the source of this 460-nucleotide messenger RNA. The record is from the annotation of a GenBank genome assembly. NCBI's taxonomy places the organism in Eukaryota, Metazoa, Arthropoda, Insecta, Hymenoptera, Braconidae.